Messenger RNA from Neurospora tetraspora, 1811 nucleotides. RefSeq names its product AMMECR1 domain-containing protein. Lineage: Eukaryota; Fungi; Ascomycota; Sordariomycetes; Sordariales; Sordariaceae. The transcript has a single exon. The coding region runs from base 492 to 1382 and encodes 296 amino acids. The record is from RefSeq and is a predicted model, not a curated record.
CCUCGCUUUCGACGCCUUUCUUCCAUUCACCUGUUUCCGUUUGUGCUUACAGGUAGAAACCAUGACCCGACCCGGAACACGACUCAAGAAUGGUGACCACACCAUUUCCCGACUGGCGGUCAUCCUUGGCUGGAAUCCGGAUGGAUGAUUCAGCCACGGCUCCAUCCGCCUGACUGCCGCUCGUGCUGAUGAUCAGCACACUUCCACUUACAGCUUGACGUUCCUAUCGCCCCCCACCCCCCGCACGUCGUAAUCCUUUUUUUUCCUUUUUCUCUUGUCGCCUUCCUUUCGAAGAGCAUGGUAACCUCUUCCCCUCCUUUUAAAUGUGACAGGUAUCUCCAGUGUUCAGAAACAGGCACGUACAACUAAUUAGCAGCCGCCGCCUGCUCUGCCGUCAUCAUCAUUCCUACUAUCACAGCAUCUCCGACGCCCUCAAAAAGUUGUACAGUCACCUUCUCGCCAAGAAACGCACCCCUCUCCCACCUCCAACCAUGGCCACCGUCGAGCACUGUCUCUGCUGCUUCGAAGCACUCGUUGCCUAUCAUGAGCGUCGCAAGCCCAUGAGCCUGUCUGAAAUCGAAAAGUCAUGGGCCGAAUACAUCAACACCAUUGACGACGACGACGACGACGACGACGACGACAAAGAGGCUCCUGUCUCCAGCAAAGCCCCCCAGAUCCCCGCGCUCCGUAGACUAGCCGCGGCAACCUUGCCCUCGUCGUCGACUUCAUCAUCGACCUCCCUUGCCACAAGCAUCAGCACGAGCAGCACCAGCAGCAGCAACACGACCCUCCAAUCCGGCAUCUCCACGCCCGCAACCUCCAUUGCCUCCUCAGCCUCUCCCGCACCACCAACACCCGUUUACGAAUCCCCCCUGUUCGUAACCUGGAACGUCGUCGUCCAAGACUCGGAUGAUGAUGAUGACGUCUCCCUCCGCGGCUGCAUCGGCACCUUCGAAGCGCAGCCUCUCUCCUCCGGCCUGCCCUCGUACGCCCUGACCUCGGCCCUGCAGGACACGCGCUUCCACCCCAUCGGCCGGGCCGAGCUGCCGACGCUGCAGGUGGCCGUGACGCUGCUGACCGACUUUGAGCCCGCGGCCGACGCCAUGGACUGGGAGCUGGGCAAGCACGGGUUGCGCAUCAGCUUUGUGUAUCGCGGACGGCGGUACGGGGCCACGUACCUGCCGGAUGUCGCGCCGGAGCAAGGGUGGACCAAGGAGGAGACGGUGGUGAGCUUGAUGCGCAAGGCUGGGUGGGAGGGAAAUAAGUCGAGGUGGAGGGAGGUGGAGUUGAGGGUGGUCCGGUAUCAGGGGAAGAAGGAGAAGUUGGGAUUUGAGGAGUAUAUCGCUUGGAGGGAUUGGGUGGAUGGGAUGAGGGGGGAGUGAACGUUAAGAGGAACCUCAAGAGGAGGAGCUGCAUGGAGUUAUUGGGUUACGUGGAUGGAAGAGCUGCUUUGGUCCAGGAGUUAUGGUGUGGAGUAUUGGUAGACCGAGGUGUUUGGCGUAGAGGCAUAAACGGAUAUGGCGAAGGGAAGGAAGUACGCGCGUGACGCAUUUUCAAGGAAGAACCCAAGUAGGAACACAGGACGGAAGGUGGAAAUCACGAGCGGCGUCACGGGAGUCUAAGGUACACCUGGAUGGAGAGGUUCAUACACCUAGAGAGGUAUUUUGAGGCCCCUGCAAACGAACGGAAGACACUGCAGCUGAGCGACAGACAUGGAGUUAUGAUAGACGGACACAGUCAAGAAUAGAAGAAUACGAGACAACAGAACUUCGAAAAUCAACAGUCUCGAAAACCCAAAGUAAAAAGAGGCA